This is a messenger RNA of Frankliniella occidentalis (western flower thrips), 1386 nucleotides long. Its product is annotated as lipase 3-like. Gene Ontology annotation, molecular function: hydrolase activity, acting on ester bonds. Lineage: Eukaryota; Metazoa; Arthropoda; Insecta; Thysanoptera; Thripidae. The record is from RefSeq and is a predicted model, not a curated record. The transcript is spliced from 8 exons. Gene Ontology annotation, biological process: lipid metabolic process. The coding region runs from base 134 to 1381 and encodes 415 amino acids.
UUAAUGUAAUAGAGUAUCUCAGUAGAGGUUAAGCUUCCUCGUCCAGCGCUAAAUCUCGGCCGGUGCCUCAGUCGCAUCAGUCACAUUCGUGGAGCGUGGCCGAGAGGUCCGCGAAGUUCCCCUGGUCGCCGUCAUGGCCCCCAUCAUCGUGUCCCGGACGCCGGCGUUGCUUCUGCUGGCGGUGCUCGCCGGGCCGUCAACCUUGACGUCGGCGCACCUGCGGGCGCCGCGCAACUCCAAGCUGCCCGUCGAGGCGUGGCUCUCGACGCCGGAGCUGAUCGAGCACUGGGGCUACCCCGCCGAGACGCACACGGUGCAGACCGACGACGGCUUCCUCAUCGAUGUGCACCGCAUCCCAGGGCCUAAGCUCGGCGACAAGCCCGGCGUCGGCUCGCGAAGGACUCCGGUGCUCAUCGCGCACGGCUACAGCGCCUCGAGCGAGUGCAUGGUCCUGCGACCCCACGACAACCUGGCCUUCAUGCUGGCGGACGCAGGCUUCGACGUCUGGCUGGGCAACACCCGGGGCAACUUCUACGGCAAGCGGCACCUCACCCUCUCGCCGCAGGACAAGGAGUUCUGGGACUUCGGCUGGCACGAGAACGGCCUGCUCGACAUGAGCGCCACCAUCGACCUCAUCCUGCGCGAGACGGGCGAGCCCUCGGUAGUCUUCGUGGGGCACUCCAUGGGCUGCUCCUCGCUGUUCGCGCUGCUCUCCGACCGGCCCGAGUACAACGCCAAGGUGCGCGCCGGCUUCCUGCUCGCCCCCGCCGUCUACUUCACCAACCUGCAGGGUGUCUUCCUGCAGAUCCGCCGGACGCCCUUACUGCGCGUCGUGCACCGCUCCUGGCUACGGUUGAACAUGGAGAACCCCAUAACGAGGGCGCCCUACCCGCGGCUCUGCCUGCCGCCCAACAGCUUGGUCAUGAACCCGAGCUGCAUGAAGCUGUUCACCGAGGCGCAGGGCCCGUUCUACAACAUGGCCAACAACACAUACAUGCCGAUCCUCAUGCGACACUGGCCGGCGGGCUCGUCCGUCGGACAGACCACACACUUCCUGCAGCUCAUCAUACAAGGUGAUGGUUUCCGAAAAUACGAUUACGGACCAGAGAUGAACAGCGUGCGGUACGGGUCAAACAGGCCACCCGAGUACAACCUGACUAACGUGAACAGCCCCAUGUUCCUCUUCUACAGCGCCACCGACUACCAAGCAAACGGCAAGGAUGUGAAGAGGCUGGCGUCCGACAUCCCGGGGACAGCGGGGCUCAUAAAGACGCCGACAAAAAUAUUUAAUCACCUGGACAUCAUGUACGAGGAGGCUGCUGCCAAGCUCAUAUACAAAAGACUGAUCAAACAAAUGACGAAAUAUAGAUCUAUUUAUUAAUUUAA